ACUAAACCGCGUUGCUCACAAUUACAGGGAUGUAAGGUUGGCGAUGGAGUCGAACAGUUGGUUUGACGUCGGUGUGUCACCCGCAGGGUUCAGACAGAAUUGUGACCUGUCAUCUAGGGCUUUGAGUGUCAAAGCUUACUUUGUCAAGAGGGUUAGAAAGCUGCAUCAGGGCUUCUGGUGCUGUAAUUAGUAUUGAGAUCAAAAGCAAAGAGCUUGAGCAUUUAUGCCUGCGCAUGCCUCUAAGAGCAUCCCCACACCCAGUACUGUUCGGACAGCCUUGCUCCAGAAUCACCCCGGGCUCGCCACUGAGAAUGGUCCACAGCCUCUCUCUCUCUCUCACCAACCCUGUCUGACAAUCUAUGCAGUUGAUGGGAGCAGGAUGUGCCUGAUAUUCAAGAGAAACUGUCGCUUUUCUUGUGGCUGCAGGAAGAAGAAUGGAGACUUAAGAAGACGACAUGAAGGAACAGGCAUAAGUGAAGGAGCUCACCCUAUCCCGGUGUCUUGUACCUCUGAAGUAGAGAAGAACGUCGCGAGAAGUACAAACUAAUCCGUGGCAAAACAAAACAGAACUGCACUAACACAGACAUAGAUCGAUCACUCUUGAUGGAAUGCCAAUAGAGCAACUCAUUGUGUAAGGAAAUUUCUGAAGCAUGGAGUCUGUCGGAGAGCGAAUAUUGGCUUAUGAUUCGAUUCUGCAAACCCGUGAGCAUGAAAACAUGGUCUCGACCACCAGAGCGGCGCCACUUCCUUGGUCUGCGUAACAAGUUUCAUGUCCUCACGCUGCUGAGUGUAGUCACGGUUUCCAUCCAUCUUUCUGAACCUUGCAUGGUCCUCUCCAAGCUGUAUCUCAGCGCUGAGUGCACAUAAGAAAGGCCCCAGGAACACCUCCGCUGUUUCUGGCUCCUGAACUCUGACAGCCGUCGAAUGGGAGUUCCUGAGGCUCCCCAUUGGCAGAUCUGCUAGCAGCCCAUACUCGGCGCUGUAUUGGUGCCAGUUGGGGUUCUUUGGGUAAGGAAGAAGGUUGUCUGGCACCGAGUCAUCCCCCAGCUCCUCCCUUAAUUCAUCACCAUGCCAAAGAUUAUGGCUGCCUCCCGCUCUUCUGCCCUUGUAAUAAUCCUCCACAAGACCACAGUUGAAUUCGUGUGCCAGGUCCACAAUGUACACCUUCAACGGAUCCAAACAAGCCGCACCGUCGACAGGUUUCCUAACUGACUGUCGUGGUGGGGUUGAGUCAGAAGGCACCAGAAGGUCAAUUGGACUCGGAAAGAGAAGGGCGCUGAAGAGAAGAAAGGCUAGGAAGAAAAGUAACAUGGUUCGCGGGACUAUGAGCUCCAUGGCCUGGUAAUCACCAUAACCCAGUUCUACUCGAAUCGGCUUCUCCACACAAUAAAAAGCUGUAAAACUCAAUUGUAAUCUGGCUUACAAGCCCCCUUGUCCUACUUUUCGAAGACCUUCUGGCAACAAUUAAGGGAAACAAGCUCCCCACUACCGGAAGUUGAGUUUUUGUGGUUUCUUCAAUUCGUUUUCUUAAGAUUUGAGCAGCUGGUCACUGCAAACGAGUAGACUUGCGUUCUAGUACUUGAGGUGGCGGAGCACAGCCCGAUUAUCACUAAAAACUAGGGAGCGGAUAUUUUGGAACCCGUAUUGAGACCCGGCCCACGUGAACCCCGGCUGCUUCUUCCCGACUCUCCGGGGGUUUGGUUUCGUUGGGAUUCCUCGUCACACUUCUGUUUUGCGAGAAAUUGCGGCCUGGAGUAGCCAUGACGAUGACAGAGGUGUGAAGACAUGGAAUAGGAUCUGUUGCCCCUAGACUUGUGACCAUCCCUCGUUUCACACACAUUACUGGGCAGGACAGCUCUUGCUGCAGACCUGCUCGAGAGGUUUUUUGUAAUUCUUGAAGGCGUCGUAAUUCGGAGGGCUUUUCUGUGCAGAUUGUGAGGUUUCCGCGUGGUAUGUCACGUGGGUUACUUCGUUAUCUGAGAGCUGGCACUUAGAGCUCGUUUGUAUUUUUGAGCAUGAUGAGCUCCAUGGUGAGGUUUAGCUCGAGCCCGUGCUCUUUCACCGGGUCGUUGUGCUCAACAUCGCCGCAGUCGAUGCACCCCAUGAGCUCUGUCGCGGCAAAGGUGACGAGGCAAUGUGGGUGCUUGAGAGCGGGGAAUAAGCUGGAUAAGGACCAAUUUGUGGGUGAUGGGAAACCACUUAUGCAUCAACAGACGCGGGGAUGGAGUCAGGGGCGGGAGAGGUGUCACGCAGGGAGGUCUGUGGUGAUGGCCAGUAUGAGUGGCGCCAAGAUCAAGGUCAUUGGUGUAGGCGGCGGGGGCAACAAUGCUGUGAACCGCAUGAUUGGGAGCGGCAUUCAGGGUGUUGAUUUUUGGGCCAUCAACACAGAUGUUCAAGCUUUGCAGAAAUCACAAGCCGAACAUCGCGUUCAAAUCGGCGAAGCUUUGACCCGAGGACUUGGUACUGGUGGAAAGCCAUUCCUUGGAGAACAAGCAGCAGAGGAAUCGAUAGAAAUCAUUGCACAGGCAGUGGUAGAUGCUGAUCUUGUCUUCAUUACUGCGGGCAUGGGUGGUGGAACGGGGUCUGGGGCUGCCCCGGUCGUUGCCCGUGUGGCCAAAGAGGCAGGGCAACUCACUGUUGGUGUUGUCACUUAUCCGUUUACGUUUGAGGGCCGUCGGAGAAGCCAGCAGGCAGUGGAGGCAAUAGAGAAUCUGCGGAAGUCUGUCGACAGUCUUAUUGUCAUUCCUAAUGACCGUCUACUCGAUGUCUCCGGAGAUAAAACUCCUCUUCAGGAAGCAUUUUCUCUAGCCGACGAUGUUCUUAGGCAGGGAGUUCAAGGCAUUUCAGACAUCAUCACAACGCCAGGUCUUGUGAAUGUUGAUUUUGCAGAUGUUAGAGCUGUAAUGAGUAACUCAGGUACAGCCAUGCUUGGCGUUGGCUCCUCUAGUGGCAAGAAUCGUGCUGAGGAGGCCGCUGUUCAAGCUGCUUCAGCCCCUCUUAUUGAACGCUCUAUUGAACAAGCAACUGGCAUUGUAUACAACAUCACUGGUGGACCGGACCUCACAUUGCAGGAAGUCAACACCGUGUCUGAGAUUGUAACAGGUUUAGCUGACCCCUCAGCUAAUAUCAUUUUUGGAGCGGUAGUGGAUGACAAAUAUACAGGUGAAAUCCAUGUAACGAUUAUUGCCACGGGGUUCUCUCACAGUUUUCAGAAAUCACUAGUGGACCCAAACGUUUCUAGGUCGGAGAGGCAGGACGCCCCGAGUAAUGCACUCGAGAAACCUUGGAAGCAACCAACUCCCACCUCAUCAAGAUUUCGUCAAGGCCUUAAUAGCAAGGGGUUUUUGUAGUCUCUAGACUAAAUAUUGAUGGUUUUUAGCAUUUAAUAUACGACCAUUCGGGGUUUAAGAUUUUCCCGCUAUUACUUCCUCUCGUAUACGAGUUUCUGAUUUGACCUCAGGGAUACGAAUCUCAUAUCCCAUUCUCUCUUCACACAUCAGACGCUGGCUUUUUCAUAAGUUAGCUGAUUCUCUUCAACUACAUCGAUUCUUUCACUGAGAAGGCAUUGAGGCUGUCAGAAGUGAAGAGUAAAACACUGCAGAAAUGUUUUUUUCAGAGUACCUACACUGAACACGUGUCGGAGGUGGUCUUUCUCUCAGCCGUCUAGUUGUAGAAUCUAGUUUUCUUGGAUGCUACAGUUCAGUUUUGAACUUCCUGGGUGUGUUGAGAGAUGAACUACUUUCAGUGACCUACUCGAGGCUUACUUGACCCAAUGUUGACCUCAAAGAUUGCUCGUGUGCUGUUUUCAACCUUCCUUUCAAGCCGAUGUUGUGAGCUUUACUACCAUAAUCAACAAUGUGUGAUAAGGAGAGAGGAGAACGGGUAAAGAGACAGCCUAGAAGUUCUUCACAGAUCUGCUGCAUUUUCUUUGUGGGUGGUUGCUCUAGUCCUUCUCUCCUUUAGGAACUCUUGGCAGAGACGACGUCGCACUAAAUAGUGCGAGAUUUAAGAUUUUCCCGCUUGAAUGUUUUAUAUGA
This is a messenger RNA of Physcomitrium patens, 4037 nucleotides long. RefSeq names its product cell division protein FtsZ homolog 1, chloroplastic. Gene Ontology annotation, molecular function: GTPase activity; GTP binding. Gene Ontology annotation, biological process: microtubule-based process; cell division; chloroplast fission. The record is from RefSeq and is a predicted model, not a curated record. Gene Ontology annotation, cellular component: cell division site; chloroplast; microtubule. NCBI's taxonomy places the organism in Eukaryota, Viridiplantae, Streptophyta, Bryopsida, Funariales, Funariaceae.